Prorocentrum cordatum is the source of this 828-nucleotide messenger RNA. The record is from the annotation of a GenBank genome assembly. NCBI's taxonomy places the organism in Eukaryota, Dinophyceae, Prorocentrales, Prorocentraceae.
AUGGCCGACACGAAGGCGGAGCUCACCCUGAUAGUGGGGAAUCUGCCAACGAAUAUCAGCCGUGACGAGGUGAUGAGCUGGCUCGCCGCCUCGGGGUAUGACGACUCGUAUGACUUUCUGUACGUGCCCCUCUGUUUCAAGACGAACUCCAACAAGGGCUACAUGUUCAUAAAUUUCAUGGAGAGGGAGACUGCGCGCAGGUUCGCAGCUUCCUUCCACGGUGUCGCCACGGGCUCGGGCAGCGCGCAGCUCAUCGUGAGGCCCUCCGCAACGCAGGGCAUUGAGGCAAGCAUCUCCAAGCUGCGCAAGUCCUCCUCCCGCCGCAUCAAGAACCCCCAGGCAUGGCCGUACCUCCGCCACAGGGCCGACCCGGAGAGCUCCACCAUGGGCGAGGCGCCCGCGCGCCUCCCCGUGCGCCCUCCGCCGCGCCUGCGGCCUGAAGGCUGCGACGGCCCGGCGGCUUCCGCCCUGUGGCUGCGGCCCGGCCGCUUCGAGGGCGCCAGCGUGGCGCCGAGCGUCGACGACGUGGGCCGCGCGGCCGCCGCGACGCCCUGGGCAUUCACCAGCCGCGGUCCUGGGGAGCUCGCGGGCGCAGCCGCGGGCGGCUCCCAGGGCAGCGCGCACCGCCGCCCGAGGCUCGGGGGGGGCCACGCCGGCUCCGGCGCGUCCACCGCCUCCAGCGCCGCAGGCAGCUCCUCCGCCGCCAGGCCCUGCCGCCUCGGCGCGAGCCCCGCCCCCGUCGUCGAGUCGGCGCCGGAGGGCCUCCCGCUCCGCUGCCCGGGGCCGCCCGGGCUGUUCCGCGGGGCCGCGGCCAGCUUCAGCCUCUGA